UCUAACUUGGACCACAGCGGCCAGUAUUCUUUCCACUCACAUCAUUGCAAAUUGGUCAGCUGGAAUAGCUACGGAUGUGUCAGCUGUUGCAAUUACCAAUUACGUUACCAUCGUAUUUAACAAACAUCGCUCGAGAUAAAUGAUCUGCAGCUGCAGGAUAAUGGAAUCUUUUGAAAUACUGUGCGGUAUUGCUGCCGUACUUCUCGCUGUUUAUUAUUAUUUUACAUCGACCUUCGAUUUUUGGAAGUCACGUGGCAUUCGCGGUCCACAACCAAUACCGAUUUUUGGUAAUUUUAAAGAUGUUAUGCUUAAUAAAAAAGCCACAGGUGAUUAUUUAAUGGAAAUAUACAACAAGUACAAAGAUGAAUCCAUGAUUGGAAUAUUCGCUAGGAAGACACCUGUUCUUAUUGUAAAAAAUCCAGAAUUCAUUAAGGAUAUUCUUAUCAAAGAUUUUAUCAAGUUUGCCGACAGAGGAAUUCCUAUUAGUGAAAAAGUUGACCCACUGUCGCAACAUCUUUUCGCUUUGGAGUCUAAAAGAUGGCGACCUUUAAGAGUAAAGCUGUCGCCCGCUUUUACGUCCGGCAAAUUAAAGGAGAUGUUCUCUUUAAUAUCGGAAUGCGCUGAGCAUCUUGAACAAUACAUAGAAAAACUAGUUUUAUCCGAAGCCAGAUGUUUUCGAUCCAGAACAUUGCGCAGCCCGAAGGGCAUAUAUACGAACUCGUAUAGUCCGAAUGGUGUUGUGAUGGCUGUCUUGCAGAUGACUGAAAGCUUGAUAGCUUCUCAAGCAUUCGUAUUUUUCCUUGCCGGCUUUGAAACUUCAUCGACGACCAUGAGUAACACUCUUUACGAGUUGGCAUUAAAUCAGGAAAUACAAGACAAGCUACGUGAGGAAAUUGAUGAAGAGUACACUAAGCACGGUAGCAAUUUAACAUAUGAGAACGUAAAAAAGAUGAAUUACUUGGACAAAGUUUUCAAAGAAACUUUACGAAAAUAUCCGCCAGCGACAUUUCUUAUGAGACAAUCUACAUCAAGUUAUACUUUCGAUGGUAUCACAUUAAAUAUACCAAAAGACCAAAAGGUGUGGAUUCCGGUUUUCGCUAUUCAUCGAGAUCCAGAUAUUUAUCCGAAGCCAGAUGUUUUCGAUCCAGAAAGAUUUACUGACGAAGCAGUGCAAGCCAGGCACGCGAUGCAUUAUUUACCUUUUGGUGAUGGACCAAGGAAUUGCAUUGGUGCUCGCUUCGCUGUUUAUCAGACAAAGAUUGGUCUUAUAAGGAUACUACGAAAUUAUAAAGUCGAAACUUGCGAUAAAACGCAAAUACCCUAUGUAAUUGAUCCUAAAGCGUUUCUAUUAGCACCAAAGGGUGGAAUAUAUUUGAAAAUAAUUAAAAUUAAUCAGGCUUAGUUCAAGCUUUGGCAUUCCUUUUAAGAAGCAAAAGUAAAAAGAUGAAAAAAACAUCUGUAAAUUAGAAUAAUAAUAGUCACCACUGUACCGAUUCCAUUGUAUUGUAACAUUUUAUGACGAUAUGAAUUAAUUAAUAAUUCGUUUUAAUUAUUUUUAAUUUACGUUGUUGCAUGCGUGAUAUAUAUAUAAUAUAUAAUCUGUUUAAGUUUAAGUUUCAAUUAAUAAAAACGAUAUUAAGUAAG
Molecule: messenger RNA, 1644 nt
Organism: Formica exsecta
Lineage: Eukaryota; Metazoa; Arthropoda; Insecta; Hymenoptera; Formicidae
Product: cytochrome P450 6B1-like
Exons: 7
Coding region: 140-1402 (420 amino acids)
Molecular function (GO): oxidoreductase activity, acting on paired donors, with incorporation or reduction of molecular oxygen; iron ion binding; heme binding
Source: RefSeq, a predicted model, not a curated record